This is a messenger RNA of Plutella xylostella (diamondback moth), 2406 nucleotides long. RefSeq names its product paired box protein gooseberry. Gene Ontology annotation, molecular function: RNA polymerase II cis-regulatory region sequence-specific DNA binding; DNA-binding transcription factor activity, RNA polymerase II-specific. The record is from RefSeq and is a predicted model, not a curated record. Gene Ontology annotation, biological process: anatomical structure development; regulation of transcription by RNA polymerase II. NCBI's taxonomy places the organism in Eukaryota, Metazoa, Arthropoda, Insecta, Lepidoptera, Plutellidae.
AAAAUACAUCUUUACAUCACACGUCAGUGGGCGCUGAGCUGUCUUCUAAGUAACACGGAUUUGACACACGAGGGUUUCUUACGUUAUCAUGUCUGCGUGUAUCUUGUGCUAGUGAGAGACUUGCGAGGUGAUCAUCGAGGACUUUUGUAUGUGUUUGGACUAAAUUGGUGUUUUUAGCCGUAUUAAUUUCAUCUGCUGUCACACAUUCAGAGUCAAUGGCAGUUUCAACUUUGAACAUGACUCCGUACUUCACAGGAUAUUCUUUCCAAGGUCAGGGUCGUAUGAACCAGCUGGGUGGAGUGUUCAUCAACGGGCGGCCUCUGCCGAACCACAUCCGGCUGAAGAUCGUGGAGAUGGCGGCGGCGGGCGUGCGGCCCUGCGUCAUCUCGCGCCAGCUGCGCGUCUCGCACGGCUGCGUCUCCAAGAUACUCAACAGAUAUCAGGAGACUGGUUCAAUCAGACCCGGAGUGAUCGGCGGAUCCAAACCGAGAGUAGCGACACCGGAAGUAGAGAACCGCAUUGAAGAGAUGAAGAAACAAAACCCAGGUAUAUUUUCCUGGGAGAUUAGAGAUAAACUUAUAAAAGAGGGAAUCUGUGAUAAAAAUACGGCCCCCUCAGUCAGUUCGAUAUCAAGACUUAUAAGAGGAGGGAAAAGGGAUGAGUCAGACCCUCGGAGAAAUCACAGCAUUGAUGGUAUUCUAGGUCCUUCUUCAUGUGAAGAUUCCGACACGGAGUCUGAACCAGGCAUCACCCUGAAGAGGAAACAGCGGAGAUCCAGGACGACCUUCUCCGGAGACCAACUGGAGGCCCUGGAGCGAGCCUUCACCAGGACCCAGUACCCCGACGUCUACACCAGGGAAGAACUCGCACAGAAGACUAAACUUACCGAAGCCAGAGUUCAGGUGUGGUUCUCAAACCGAAGAGCGCGGCUCCGCAAGCACCUGAACUCGCAGCAGCUGAGCGCCUUCAACACAAUGUCACUGCAGUCAGCCUUCCCCGCCGUGCACCAGCAGUACGAGCCGCCAUCCAGCUUCAACGCGCAGUGCGCCUCGUGGCAGCAGUCCUACUCCUCCGCCCUCGGCUCCAACUCCGUCCUCAACUCCGCCUUGGCCCCGUCUCUCCACCAAACAGCGCUGACUCCCUCCGUCUGCCAAUCAGCGCUCUCCUCCUCCCUUCACCCUCCGACCUCUUCCUCCUUCUCAUCCAGCAGCCUAACCCCUCUCUCUCACUCGUCCGAGCUGCCGACGCCGCUGCAGCCGCCGACGGAUAGCACCCCACCCAGCUCCAGCCCCACCGUGGCCAGCCCGUCCCACCACAGCGGCGGCAUCACCUACCAGCACUCCUCCUACUCCAGCAGCGAGCCGCUGGCGCACCCCUACGCCUACGGAGACUACGCCAAGCCCGAGCACGCCAUGUCCGCGCACAACCACUGGACGUCGCGCCAGCUCAGCGGACACCCGCAGAACAAACUCGCCGAAGUCAGCUCGUGGCCAGAAAACUAUAGUUCGUUUUUCGGCACGAAUGCGUCGCACUACGCGUCCCACGCUCACUCCCCUUCUGAAGCCAAGUCCGGGUACCCCUACAUCGGACAACUGGGAGGCAUGGACAUGGGCAGAGUCCACUGAUGAUGUUCACUGACAAAUAAUUACUCUAAGCUUUUCACGAGUAAACAUCUAAGUAAAUAAAACUGUAUUUGGUAAAUCGUCACCCGUCCAUAUCACUCGAGCGAUAGAUCGUGGAAGUAUUGAAAUAAUUUUGUAAAGGUAUAAAAAAUAUUUUAUGACAUUUUACAGUUAGGUACGGUUACUUACGUAUUUUAUUUCAAUAGUAAGAUGUAUUAAUGCAUAUCCUAAGUGCCUAUGCAUACUUUACGGAAAUUGCCUUGUAAAUGUUUAUGUAAAAAUAGAUUAGAAAAAAAUCGUAAGACUUUGCUAGACUUAUUUACUUUAUACAUAUAAAUUUUGUAAAUAUUUUUAUGUCGCCGAAGGGCGCAUUAUUAAUUAUUAGUGUGUUUAAUAUAGAAUGUAUUUGUAAUCGCUGUUCCUUGUAAAAUAUAUAAUUAUAUAUUUUAGUAAAAAACCAGAGCACUAUUUAUUUUACCUAGAACCUAUUUUAGGUUAAGUUGAUUCAUGAUAAAAUUUAUGUUUGAUAUUUAAGAUUUAACGUCGAAUAAAUACAAAUAAUGGUAAUUGCCAUGUAUAAUCGUGUUAUUUGUAUUUAUUGCGACUCACCCAAUCAUGAGGCCUUAUCUAAAUGCCUUGCAUACUAUUGUGAUUUUAACAUUUAGCUGUAUUUAUUUACAAAUACAUUAAGUACCUAUUGUAAUAAAUAAUAACGUAGGAUAACUUGGCACGUGCAUUGUAAGUGAAAUCAAAAUUUACCAGAAAUAAAUAAUUUGAAAUUAAA